Microthlaspi erraticum is the source of this 477-nucleotide messenger RNA. NCBI's taxonomy places the organism in Eukaryota, Viridiplantae, Streptophyta, Magnoliopsida, Brassicales, Brassicaceae. The record is from the annotation of a GenBank genome assembly.
AUGCCAAAACCUCCGGAUCUACAGCUUUUCCUUCGACCCUUGGUUCUUUACCCUUCACACUCAUCUCAUAACUCACUCGUUCCUUAUCCAGGACAUCUUAUUUCCGUCAUUCUUCCAAAUCUAUCGUUCCUAUCCAUCAUCUCCUUAAGCUUUGGGCAAUGGAACCUUAUCGUCCUACUCCUCGCCGGUGAAUGGACAUCGGGAUCUUGGAUUCCCGGUUUCGUAAAUUUGCACAUCUUGGUCCGGCGUUUUAAAAUUUUGGGAUUGACCCAUGAGUUCUUCGUAGGGAGCUCUCUCGCGAAGCUAUUUCUACCUAGAAGACUCUACAAGGUGGUAACUCUGGUCUCCUUUAAGGAGAGAUUUUCUUCACUUUCCUUCUUGAGGAAAAAGAGAAUCAUGUUUUUCCUGGUUCUCUCAAUGAGAGGCAAAUUGUACUCGGUUUGGAAACCGAGAAUGCUCUCCUCCUUUAUAGAGUGA